CCCGACGUGAUUCUCUUUUCGUUUCUUUACAUAUUUGCAUAUAUAUAUUGACAGCAUCACAUACAUACAUACACCCGUGAACAUAAGCAGUGUAUAUAGCGAUUAGUUGCGUGCCGUUACUUUGCCAAUUCGCCAGACACUCUUUCGUUCGGUCUGCAAUACACUGGCGCCCGUAAAAGUAGUACACAUGCGAAAACUUCUGCAAAUGACAAUCUAAUAAAGAAUCAACUAAUUUCUGAACUAUGUCUAUGGUUAGUGACUGCGUGUUCUAUAGCUUCAAUCUAUAAGUGAUUAAGUUUACAUAAGCACAGUGUAAUUACAUGCUUGCCGUUAUUCUUCGUUGACAUUGCACUUUUUCGCCACGGCUGCGAUACGAGCGCGUCCAUAAUAAUCGUACCGGUGUGCAACAAUUCAUACGUGUAUAUUAUUUGAGUACCAUAAUAUAAUUCUUUGCCAGUUUAUUAAAGUUGCAAGUACUCUGCUCGACAAAUACGACUUAUUCCAAGUUUGUGUCUGCGCUAUAUAUACAUUUACUUACUCUUGCAAUCGCGCUCGCACCAACGACUUUGAACUCUAUCGUGUUGCUCUUGCUGUACUCGUCAUGGCGAAUUUAGAUGCUAGUGCAGUUGCUCCCGAAGAUCGCGUGCGGUUUUAUAAGCUCAAGGUACAGUCGGUGUUUGAACGCGUAAAAAAGCUACAAUCCAAGGUCGAUUCAGAUGCUCUUGCCGAUCACAGUGACAGCACUCUAAAUGUUCUACUGGAGCAUAUCGACAAGCUAAGCCACUCCUUUAGCAAGGCCCAUGAAAGUCUAGAGGAGCUCGACUUUACUGAGAUGUCCAGCAAUUUGCGCACUGACUUUGAUGAUUUAAUAAUGGUCAUGCAGUCAACAAUAAUGUCCGAAGUGCAAAGUCGUACUGCUCAAGUGCAUCAUAGUUCCACGUUUAGCCGUCCAAGUGACCCUCCUCGCGCAUCCGCUCCCAGAUUGCAGGCUGCACCUGCGUUGCCGCCAUUAAAGCUACCUACGUUCAGCGGUGGAUAUGCUAAUUGGGCUGAUUUCUACUCAAUGUUUUCUACAAUCAUUGAAAGUCGGCCAGAAAUCAGCAAUAUGGAAAGACUUCAGCACCUCCGGUCCUGCCUCGAUGGCGCAGCGUUGGAUACGGUUCGCUCUUUGGAAAUUUCUAAUGAUAAUUAUACAAUUGCCAUAAAUUUAUUAAAGCAGAGAUAUGAUAACCGACGUUUAAUCUUCCAGGCCCACAUCGUAAAGAUCUUAGGUCUCAAAAGAGUAGAAAACGGAUCCAUAAUCAAGCUGCGUGAGCUAUCUGACAGCUUCAAUGUCCAUAUGCGUGCGCUCAGUAGUCUGGGCACAACAGAGCAGAUAGCCAGUGCCAUGAUUGCUCAGAUACUGCUACAGAAGCUUGAUGAGGCCUCACAAGCUAAAUGGGAAGAGAAAUUGGACAACUCAGAGACGGCUCUUCAGAUACCCAGAUAUGAAGAAGUCUCCUCAUUUCUUGAGCUUCGUUGCCGUACUUUGGAAUCGAUGAAAUUUGCUCUUACAAACUAUUCGUCAAGUAAGCCGAUGAAUUCUUGCAGUAAGGUUGCUACCAGUAGAUCAGCAUUUCUCGUAACCGGCCACAGUACUCACAGUUGCAAUUUUUGUAAUGAUCUUGAGCACACAAUCUACAAAUGCCCAAGAUUCGCAAACUUGUCUCCUAGUCUUCGCCUGAAUGAGGUCCGAAAGGCUGGCUUAUGUUUGAAUUGUCUCAAGGGAGGUCAUCAGUCGCGACAAUGUGGCUCGCGCAGUUGUCGGGUCUGUGGAGUCAAGCAUCAUACGCUUCUUCAUCUCGGCCACUCCAGCACAUCGCAGGCAGCAAUUACGCCCCAUCAACAAUCUUCAACAUCAAGAGUACAGACCAUCCCUCAGCCCUCAGCACCAGCCACUACUCUCUUAUCCAAGGAUCGGCACAGCGAUGUUGUGCUCCUGGCUACCGCAGUGGUUCUGGCAAGGAAUCGGUUUGGCGAGCUUGUUCCUUGUCGUGCACUUUUAGAUUCAGGCUCUCAACUACAUCUCAUUACAGCCAGAUUUGCGAAUCUCCUGCAACUUAAGAGAACAAAAUCGGUGGCAUCUGUAUGCGGCGUAGGCGACUCCAAUGUUGCCAUGGAUGGCAGCAGCAUUUGCCUCACUCUUCAAGCUCAUGCAUCUGAAUAUACAACUAGCAUAACGGCUAUGGUAGCUACAAAUAUAACUGGCAGGCAGCCCAGUUCUAAUGUGAAUACGAGCAAUUGGAGCAUACCGCAAAAUAUAGUGCUGGCAGAUCCAGCUUUCCAUAGGCCGCAACGAGUAGAUCUGCUUAUCGGAGCUAGCCUGUUUUAUGAUUUGCUCUGUGUGGGACAAAUCAAGUUGAUGCCUGGACUUCCAUUGUUACAGAAGACUCGUCUUGGUUGGGUUGUAUCAGGUGGCGAGGCUCGCAACCACAACUCCGUGCUAAUAGCUUCAAAGACGCCUUUGGAUCCGAUUACAGACUCCUGUGCUGAUAUCAAGUUGGACAGUCUCGUUCGUCGCUUUUGGGAAGUUGAGCGCUGCAGCGAUUCCAUUGUAAAGUUCAGCAAGGAAGACUCAGACUGCGAAGCGCAUUUUGCGAGGCAUUACAAUCGAUUGGCUAGUGGCCAAUAUACAGUACGCCUGCCUGUUAAGCUUAGUUGUGAGCUUCUUGGAGAUUCUUAUGAGCAAGCGCGACAUCGGUUUCUCAAUUUGGAGAAGAAAUUGAGUCGUUUGCCGCAUAUAAAGUCUCAAUACUCAGCAUUUCUGAAAGAGUAUCUUGAACUUGGUCACAUGUCACGCGUUCCUCUAAAUUCAUUCCAUCUAUGCAGAUAUUUUCUUCCUCAUCACUGCGUUCUGAAGGAUGAUAGCACAACUACCAAGCUUCGCGUCGUCUUUGAUGGAUCUGCAUCUACAACAACUGGGCAUUCGUUGAAUGACAUUCUAAUGUCAGGUCCCGUCAUUCAGCCAAAAUUAGUCGACAUAUUAUUGCGCUUCCGAUCUUAUCCAGUUGCACUCACCGGCGAUAUUUGCAAAAUGUAUCGUUGCGUGAAAGUACCUGAGCCGGACAGCUAUCUACAAUGCAUUUUAUGGAGGAAUUCGCCAGAUGAUGAGUUGGAAGUUUUCAGGCUUGAUACGGUAACAUAUGGAACAAAACCAGCGUCAUUUUUGUCUGUGCGCGCCAUGCAUCAGCUUGCCGUAGAUGAAAGGAACGCAUUCCCAGUCGGGUCCUGGAAUUCUCGAGUGCAAAAAUAA
Messenger RNA from Drosophila mojavensis, 3292 nucleotides. RefSeq lists its product as uncharacterized. Gene Ontology annotation, molecular function: zinc ion binding; nucleic acid binding. Bases 602 to 3292 code for a protein of 896 amino acids. NCBI's taxonomy places the organism in Eukaryota, Metazoa, Arthropoda, Insecta, Diptera, Drosophilidae. The transcript has 3 exons. The record is from RefSeq and is a predicted model, not a curated record.